Molecule: messenger RNA, 1074 nt
Organism: Penicillium maclennaniae
Lineage: Eukaryota; Fungi; Ascomycota; Eurotiomycetes; Eurotiales; Aspergillaceae
Gene: cwc26
Product: putative cell cycle control protein (Cwf26)
Exons: 2
Coding region: 1-1074 (357 amino acids)
Biological process (GO): mRNA splicing, via spliceosome
Cellular component (GO): U2-type spliceosomal complex; RES complex
Molecular function (GO): RNA binding
Source: RefSeq, a predicted model, not a curated record
AUGCGCAGAGGGAAAGCGAAAGGAAGUGAAUCAACAGCCGUAGCUACACUUCGGGCAAACUUUGCUCCGGCUAUCGAUAAGUCGCGAUCCAAGUUCAAUCCCAGCAGCACGAAAGCUCCCACCUGCAUAUCACUCGCCAUGCCCGGCUCACUAGCUGACUACCUUGCGAAAAAUUACCUCAACGCCGACCCAGCGACCGAGCGCCCAAAGAAAAAACGCAAGAAGACCAAGGCCGUUGACACUGCCAGCUCCGGACUAAUCAUCACCGACGACGACCCAUCCGACAUCCUCCCCAAAACCCAACAAGAUGACGAAGACAGCCCAUUCCUUGACACAUCUUACAAGAGUGCUGAAUUCCGCCGCACCAAGAAAUCAGGUUGGAAAAUUCUAGGUGGUGACAAUAGCGACCAAGCCGCCGCGGACGCAAUCAUAGCCUCAGCGGCCGCAGAACGAGACGCAGCACGCGCCGAAGAUGCCGAAGACCCAACAGUUGAAGAAACCGAGGAUGGGCUUAGGAUGGAGUCUGGUGCUCUAGCAGGCCUCCAAACCGCCGAACAAACCACGGCGAUGGUAAAAGCUCAAGAACGACGCAAAAAAGCUGAAGAAGCACAAUGGCGCGAUCCAUCUGCCGUCGCCGCUCAAACCCAAGAAACAAUCUACCGUGACGCCUCCGGUCGAAUCAUCAAUGUGGCAAUGAAACGCGCCGAAGCCCCCCUCAUGGGCGACGUGCAACGGCAGAAGCGUGAGAUGCGAAAACAAGAGCUCCAAGAAGCGAAGGCAAUGCCGCUAGCUCGGGGCAUUGAGGACGAGACUUUGAAUGAUGAACUGAGGGCGCGGGACCGGUGGAACGACCCGGCGGCCGGGUUCUUGACAGAGAAAUCUAAGCCAGGAGCUAGUGUUACUGGCAAGCCGUUGUACAAGGGGGCGUUCCAGCCUAAUCGGUAUGGAAUUCGGCCGGGGCAUCGAUGGGAUGGGGUUGAUCGGGGAAAUGGAUUUGAGAAGGAUUGGUUUGCAGCGAGAAAUAAAAAGGGGAGGAUGGAGGCUCUGGAUUAUCAGUGGCAGAUGGAUGAGUAG